GUACACAAUGCUACCCUCAAGCAAAUGCGAAAGGCUUUCUGAAUUCUGACCAUUUACCAAAUGGCCAAAUGACAAUCUUCGCUCCCUCUGCAACGGCCAUUUCCCGCCAUGUCUUGCCUCCCGCUGGAUGCUCUACCCAUCUACCUUUCCACUCUCUUCUGCCCUAAACCCAAAGCCCUACAUUCCAAGCUCAUCAUCAAUCCCUGCAAAUCUCACCUCCAAUCUGAGCGCGGACUUCAGUUCGAUGUUGGCGACACCUUUUUCCGUCGCGAGAGCGCCACCGGACGUGACCUCGGCGUGCUCUCCGCGGCCCUCCGACGGAAUUCAGAGGGAAGUCUCAGAGUUCUGGACGCCAUGUGCGGGUGCGGAAUUCGAUCCCUCCGGUACUUGGAAGAAGCAAAUGCCGAUUUCGUGCUCGCGAAUGACGCGAAUGACUGCAUCCGGGGCAUAAUUUUGGGGAACCUCUCGCGGGUUUCUAGAGAUUCCAGUGAAAGAUGGGCUGUGACGCAUUCAGACGCGACUAGGGUCUUGACCGAGUGUUACUUAAAAAGAGAUUAUUUCGAUUUCAUCGAUGUUGAUUCAUUCGGGAGCGAUUCCAGCUUUCUACGAGCUGCAGUUGGGGCCGUAAAAUUCGGUGGCAUGUUGUAUGUUACUAGCACAGAUGGUUACUCUUCCGGGGGUAACCGUCCUGGCCGUUGUUUGGCUGCCUAUGGAGCAUAUGUUCAACGAAUGCCAUACUCAAAUGAGAUCGGGUUGCGAAUGUUAAUAGGUGGAGUGAUUAGAGAGGCUUUGACUGCUGGUCAUCACGUUGUUCCCCUUUUCUCAUACUACUCCUACCAUGGACCGGUCUUCCGAGUGCUCUUAAAGAUCAACAAUGGGCUGCCUUCAGAUCAAAGGCAUUAUGGCUUCGUGAGCUACUGUAGUCAGUGUGGUGAUUCAAGAGCAUUCCCCUGGGAAGAACUUGGCAAAGUCAGCUGUUCAUGCGUUGCAAAUGUUCGGGAACAUUCUCCUGCUGUUUCAGGACCAGUAUGGACAGGGCCUCUCCACAAAGAAUCACAUCUUAGAGAAAUGUUAAACUUAGCCAACGAAUGGGGAUGGAUAGGCAAUGACACAGGAAGAGAUCUUGAGAAGUUGUUAAAUCAGAUGAUUGAUGAGUGUGACCCCAAUCUGCCAGUUGGUUACAUAAAAGUGGAUGAAAUAGCAAGUCGUGCAAAAGUGAAUUCCCCUCCCCUCAAUUCAAUACUGACUUCCCUGCAAAAGAGAGGGUAUGCUGCUAGUAGAUCACAUAUUGCUUCCAAUGCAAUCAAGACAAAUUGUCGCAUGGAUGGAUGUGUUCGAAUUGUGAAGGAACUACAACAGCCUGGAUAAAGAGCAGGCAUGCAGGUGACAAUGGAUCCUAGGUCGAGUGAUCAAGAUGAUCAUGACAACUUCUACUUUGUCUUUUGUAUUGCAGUUUUUCUUGUACAACAUUUUAGAUAAUUUACAACAUUUUAGAUGUUGUAGGAACAAUUUACAACAUUUUACGUAUUUUCCCUUAUAUGUUGUAUUUGUGUUCGAGUAUGAAUAUUAGAUAAUUAAUUGUUAUGAAUGUUUGAUGAUUGUACUGUGUUUUACCGUUGAGUUGUAUGUGUUUAUGUAUGUG
Messenger RNA from Cuscuta europaea, 1642 nucleotides. The record is from the annotation of a GenBank genome assembly. NCBI's taxonomy places the organism in Eukaryota, Viridiplantae, Streptophyta, Magnoliopsida, Solanales, Convolvulaceae.